AUGAAUAUGAAACCCAUCACCUAUGCCGUUAUGGCAGCAGUGUUGUGUUUGAUUACAUCCAAUGCUACACCCAUAGAAAGAUCAACAGUAGAUAUCAGCAGCAACGAUGAUCACAACCGAAUAGUGAAACUAAAGCAGAGAGGAUACUUGCAUGGCAGUGGAUACACAGGCUCCCUCGGCAUUGGAGAGCACUCUUUGAACACGUAUGACAUUGUAUUCGACACAGGCAGCUCUGAUUUUUGGGUGCUUUCCAACGAAGCAUGCAUUUCUAAGCAGUAUUGCCAGACACAUCAUGUAUACCAACCCAAGAAAUCCAUUAAUUACACACCAUAUGACAGCAAACGGCCACUCAUCAUUCGAUACGGAACAGGAUCAAUCAGUGCGCAUAUAGGCCGUGAUACCAUUCAAUUAGGCUCUGCUACAGUUCAUAGCCAAUUUGUAGCUGAUGCCUAUAAAAUAACUAACGAGUUUAAGAAUUUGCCCAUUGAUGGUAUCAUGGGAUUAGGGCUACCCAACUUGAGCAAAACGAUACCCAGCAAACCAACACUUGUUGAGAACAUGGUAGAGCAAGGACUGAUUGACAGAGCCAUGUUUAGUGUAUAUCUACAAGCAGCAGGUGGAGAGAUUGAUUUCGGCGGUACUGAUCCAUACAACUAUCGAGGACUCAUUACAUAUGCACCCGUUGUUGGAGAUUUGUAUUGGCAAAUAGAAAUGACUGGAGCAUCUUUUGGAAACUACUCUCUGGCAUCACGUUAUCUGAUUAUGGAUACAGGAACCACCUUACUGCUCGUCUCUCCGAAAGAGGCCGAAAUGAUGCAUGUGCAGAUCCAAGGAGCAAGAUACAACAAUGAUGGCACAUACUCUGUACCAUGUCAUCUAAAGGGAGCUUUGCCUGAGCUUGCCAUUCAGAUAGAAGGUCGCAAACUAGCGGUCUCCUCCAAUGACUACGUAUUACUACCCUCAGAUAGUGAUGCGUCCAUGUGUUUGUCAGGUAUCUCGGGUCAGAAUACAAACAAGCCUAAUCAUUGGAUCAUGGGAGAUGUAUUCUUCAAAGCAUAUUACACUGUGUUUGAUCAAGAGAACAUGAGAAUUGGCUUUGCUGAAGCAAGGGUUGAUCCCACAUUGUCUGCCGAGGUAUAUGAUGAUACCAGUUUUAAUAAACAUAACGACUCAUGA
Messenger RNA from Mucor velutinosus, 1176 nucleotides. It is a transcript of the gene NQO1, whose product is annotated as NAD(P)H dehydrogenase, quinone 1. Lineage: Eukaryota; Fungi; Mucoromycota; Mucoromycetes; Mucorales; Mucoraceae. The coding region runs from base 1 to 1176 and encodes 391 amino acids. Gene Ontology annotation, biological process: proteolysis. The record is from RefSeq and is a predicted model, not a curated record. The transcript has 4 exons. Gene Ontology annotation, molecular function: aspartic-type endopeptidase activity.